Salvelinus fontinalis (brook trout) is the source of this 5380-nucleotide messenger RNA. RefSeq names its product ras-related protein Rab-24-like. The record is from RefSeq and is a predicted model, not a curated record. The coding region runs from base 1563 to 2168 and encodes 201 amino acids. The transcript has 9 exons. Gene Ontology annotation, molecular function: GTP binding; GTPase activity. Lineage: Eukaryota; Metazoa; Chordata; Actinopteri; Salmoniformes; Salmonidae.
GUAGUUUUGAGAAAUUUAUUACUUAAGAAAUAAUACCUGAGAACCCGGGAAUUAUCGUGUGACAACUCACGAGUCCCAACAUAAACCAUGAUCUCAUUAACUAUGUACUAUAUGGACAAAUAAGCAGAAUGUUUUUUAUGUAGGCCUACUAACAGGAGAAACUCAUUGCCCAUCGAACGUUGCGACAAUGGAUGUUCUGAUUCCCGGCAGGACACAGCCCUUGGGAGGAGUUGUCACACGAUAGAUAAUACCUAUGUUCGGGGGCAUUCUUGCAUUUAUACACCGUUUUUGUCAUUACAAAAAAAAAGAUUGCAGUUUUGAAACUGCAGUAAAAGUGCAGUAUCUGCAGUCGACUGUGAUAUUUUGGACUAAUUGGACUAAUCCUAAUUAUUCUGCAAUUACUGUGUCCAAAAUACUUCACUGUAACUGCCGUUAUACUGAACAAUUACUGUAGUAAAAAACGGUGUUAUUUUGGACGUAGUAUUUGCAACAUAAUUCAGUUAGACUGAACUUUAACUGCAGUUAUACUGCAUUGUACUGCAGUUAUACUGCUCUCUGACUGCAGUCUUUUUUCGUAAGGAUGGUAGUAAACUCAGCCUGCACUAUUUUAAGAGUACUGGUCGUUAGUUAUUUUCUCAUGUUUUGAGCCAGUCCUCAAUUCUAAUCAUUAUAUUCAUUCGACGUCGCUAUUCUAAACAAAUAAUUUACAUGUAGCUAGCUAGCAGAGGUUCAAUGAUGAUGAGAGACAAGAACUACAAUAAAUAAUGAUCAAUGGGCUUUGUGUUGGAACUGUAGUUUUGAGAAAUGUACUACAUCAAUUUGAGGCAUAUUUCACAUAUUCGUCUAUUUUAUAUAAAAUGUUCAAAGCAUAAAUACAUUAAAAUCAGAAUUUUGGGAGCAACUCAUAUGACCGUAAUUCAUUGAAGAAUGAUCAUCUUGCCUGGUGAGUAGGGCAUGUUUAAAAAAAAAAAAUCUAACAACAUUUAACUGUAAUUAAAAUUAUUUGAACCAUUUUGUGUUAAAAAGGGGAACUUUGAAUACGACGUCAUCGUAAUGGUUAUUAAUGACAUCACAUCCUGUAUAUUUAUUUAUUUAUUUAACCUUUAUUUCUUCUGUACAAUGUCUCUCCUCUAAGUAGUUCCCCAUAACAAAGCCUCUUGCAAGCUAACGAAUGAGGCUGUGCCUGCCAGAAAUGCAUGUCGAGUAAGAUUUGCCAUACGAUAUAACAAUGGCAUAGACAAUAUACAGUACAUGUUAGGGAUCUUUCUGUAGCUUGUAAUUUUAGUUUGUAGUACAAUUGACGUUGCGUAAGCUGACAACAACAAGAGCAACCUCGAGUGCCUCAAACACUGGCUAGCCAGCUAGUUAGAUAGCUAACUGUAACGAAAUGUUCACAUAAGAUUUAGUUUAAAUUUAGCUUAGUAUAAUCCGACUCGGUUCUCAUUCUUCAAUUUGAACACAUUUAGCUGAGUUUGCCAAGCAGCUUUUCAGCAUCCUGGUCUACCCCUCUCCUGCUCCUGCUCCUGCUCCACCUCUCCUAUCUCAUCUUGGUCCUGUGCAGUAUGACAAUGCGUGUGGAUGCCAAAGUAGUUAUGCUUGGGAAGGAGAGUGUAGGCAAGACCAGCCUUGUAGAGAGAUAUGUCCACCAUCGCUUUCUCGUCGGCCCCUACCAGAACACUAUUGGGGCUGCAUUCGUUGCCAAACCAAUCCAGGUGGGAGACAAGGUGGUUACCCUGGGAAUAUGGGACACGGCUGGAUCAGAGCGCUACGAGGCUAUGAGUAGAAUCUACUACAGAGGAGCCAGGGCUGCCAUUGUCUGCUAUGAUUUGACAGACACCAGCAGUUUCCAGCGAGCUAAAUUCUGGGUGAAGGAGGUGCAAAACUGUGAAGAGCACUGCAAGAUAUACCUGUGUGGCACAAAGUUUGACCUGAUUGAGAGUGACCGGGGCCUGCGGCAAGUAGACUACCAUGAUGUUCAGGACUUUGCUGAUGAAAUUGGGGCUCAGCAUUUUGAAACAUCCAGUAAAACAGGCAACAACGUGGAUGAGCUGUUCCAAAAAGUUGCAGAGGACUUUAAUAGCAUCUCCUUCCAAUUCAUGACCGAAGAGACAGGUAUUGACUUGGGUCAGAAGAAGGACUCUUAUUUCUAUUCCUGCUGCCACAAUUAAGCCUUUACUGGUAGACAGCGGUCACUUGCCCUAAAACCAACCUGGAAAUGUUGGAUGGAUGCUAGACAGUCCACCUGGAGCCUGUUCAUUUUAAAAUCAGAGAAAGAAAGAGAGGAGUCCAAGCAGUACUGUGUUUUUUUGGUUGCUUUUUUCAGUUGUGCCAUAGAAGGCUAAAUGCUCACUGCAUUUAAAGGAGUGCUCAUAAUGAUUGGACUUCCCCUCUCUCAGGACAAAAUACCUGCCACGGGGGAUAUCGGAAUGAAGCAGACAGGGAAAUGGCACUUCAACCCCACUUUUAAAAAAGCCUUGUUUUCCUUAGUGUCUAUCAACUCACCUUAAUGACACUACACACUUCAUGCAAACAGAGCAACGGAGCAUCGCAUACGAUCCAUUCCCCAAUUUUUGCCAAACACAAAUAUGUAGAACUAUGUGUGACAACUACUCUGUCGCUGCGUUUAUGUAGUUGGAUAGAAGUGUAUAGGGCCAUUUAGGGACAGUUCAAAGUUUACUGGGGUGGGGUGGGGUUAGUUUGUCCAACUCGAGGUGUCAGAGAAAAAAAAUGUACGACCACAAAUAACAAUAACUGUGUUUAAAAAUGUGGAUAUUGACUUUGCCACUUCAGCAUGGUUUUGUGGCACAGUCGAUGCACUACGAUAAGAGCCGGCUGCAGACAAUGCUCAGCUAGCUAGAAAUCUAAUUUCAAACAGUUUGACACUAUAAUUAUAUACAAUAUAUGCAACACAUUUUCCACCAAUAGGUUUCUGUGCCAAUGCACCACACAACUCAUAAGCGAAGCAUACCCAUUUCAGACGCUUCAAGUUCAUGGUUAGUGUUUUCAACACCACAAUGAAAUAUACUGUCAAUCUCGACAAACAGAACAUAGGCCUAGAUCCUGCCCUACCUUGCAGGCCUACCCAGUAUCGAAAGCUUGGCUUGACAGUCUCCAAAUGUCAUUACACUUUUUGGUGUUAAACAGAUGUCUCUUUCCAUUCAUCAAAUGGCUGCUGCACAGUUUGGAUGCUGGAAUUACAUUUAGGAUGAACGUGCGCAGGUAGCCUACAGGAUACUUUUGAUUAAAACAUUGUGACUGGUUGUGUUUAUGCCACACAUAAAAUUCAAUACAUUUUUGAAAGUUAAAUGACAAAUAUUUAGGCUACAUUGAAGCGUUAGGUUCUAGGUGCGUGAGGAAUCUCUUGAGGCAGAGCACGUGUUAAGCUUUCCUAAAUAACUGGGCCUGCUGGGAGCAUAUGUGGCCACAUUUUUACGACUUGGGAGGAUGAUGAUCUGCGACAGACAAUGCAUGUCAGUAUCAGAACUUAAAAUACAGCCAGACUGGCCUGCUACUCUGCCUUUCUAUACCCAAUAAACAGGCGAGUAGACCCACAAGUGAUCCAAAUGGAAUGAAACAUUCAAAUCACAGGGCUUUUGCACCAUUAUUUAAAGAACAUUUUCACUGCAGUUUACAGCCUAGAGUAGAAUUUUGUACUUGAAAACAAUAAUGCAAUAUCUCAUUGCGUUGUGGUGUUAUAGGCUAGUCUAUGUAGGAUAAUUGAAACAUAAUUGUCCCUGAACCAGAUGACUAGGGGAGCUUUUUGAGUUGCGUGUCUCAUUUCUUCACAGUUCUUUCAUGCACAAUGACCCACCUGGCCUCUUUGCUGAUAGUGAAAAUUGGUGCAACUUUGAAUGAUUUUAUCUGUGGUAUGAUGCUAGUUAGCCUAUUGUAGAUCUGGACAAAUGAUCCACCUAGUGCUAUUGUCACUAUGAAUGGUGGAUAGAAGGCAGGAUAGACUGGUAUACUAUACUGACCUGUGGUAUAGUAAAAGUUAGCUCACGGAAAAGCAUAGUGCAUAAGAUAAGUACCAAAGCAACUUGAUAUAAGGGAGGCGCAUGCAAGCAGAUGAGGACAUUUGUCUAGGAUGGAAGAAAUUAUAUAGUAAAACCUGCAAAGGGACGAAUGUAAACCCGGGAAAAAAACGCACUACCCUGUGCCCAAUAAAAACAACCCUCCCAAAAGCAAAAAUAAAUAAAUAAAAAACGCUAGACGACACUCCCCUAUUUUGGACCUCCCCACCACAGUAAAUCUCGAACUUUCCCUUAUAUAAAUGAAUUAUGCCAAUGACAUGUAUAGCUUUUAUCCCAUAAUCAAAUGCCUUGAGUGAUUGUGCUUCUUUUUAAGUACUUGAUUUCAAUGAUCAUUCUGUGGGUUUUGGGGCUUUAAACUGUAGACUAUUUUCACUGUCUACUCUAGGUUGCAAUGGACUUGCCAUUCUAUGUACCUGCACAUUUAUUGUCAUGUAACAUAUCUUUUUCUUUUGUCAUAAGCUCUGAUACAGUUGAAAGUAUAUAGAAUGCACCAACACAGGAACAAGUUUAUGGGUAAAUGUUGUAAUAAGAGAGUUACGUCGCCAUGGCUAAAAGUACUAGAUAAUGCCAUUGCAAUAAGAAACCCUAUAUACAGACAGCUAUGUGUAGCUAAUGUACAAUUUAAUAUCCAGCAAGUCACUAACUUAAUGUUUUACGGACACCUUAUCAAACCGUGGCUGACCAUUGUCGUUACUUCACACACAAUGGAAAGUUUAAACUGUCUGUGAAUGUAUUGUUAAUGUUUACACUUUGAGACACCUUUGACCUUUUGAGACAGUCUAGCUAAUGGCUGAUUUUUACUUGAUUUUACCAAUGUGUGUUCAAAUUAGCUUAGACCUACUAUUGAAUUUGAGUGCAAAGAUAAAUGAGAGGAAAUACUGAAACCUCACUGAGGUUUUUUCUCAGUCCCACUGAAGUUGUGCAUGUAAGAGACUAGUAGUAAGCAGCAGCAAUGGGCCCACAGGCUGGUUUUCCCUUGAGUAAUGAAUCACAUAUCCAUCAUUAGCGGUGCAUAGCAGGCUCCAUUAUAGUUUACACACGCAGCAUCUUCUAUGUUGUCACUCCCCAAGGACGCAGACCUGGUGCCUGAGAAAGAGGGAUAGUUCACAUAUUUCAUUUUUUGAAUGGUUUACAGGACUCUUGUUAUUAGAAGGUGCAAUGUGUACAAGCACGAAGCCAGAGUUUGUUUGCAGUCCCACAUCUGUCUGAGGCCUUGUAGAUAACAUGCAUAUAUUUCCAACACUACACGUCCACAGAGUCUGCUGAUAUGAUCAUUCAUUGUGUGGACUCCAGUGACUGUGUUUUCUAGCAUGUUGUAAAUUGGAAAAAUAAAGAUUCCAUUUCUGCAA